Messenger RNA from Eucalyptus grandis, 1088 nucleotides. Its product is annotated as toll/interleukin-1 receptor-like protein. The transcript has 4 exons. The record is from RefSeq and is a predicted model, not a curated record. Bases 209 to 991 code for a protein of 260 amino acids. Gene Ontology annotation, biological process: signal transduction. Lineage: Eukaryota; Viridiplantae; Streptophyta; Magnoliopsida; Myrtales; Myrtaceae.
CAAUUCCCAUCAUCUCCGAACAGUAUGCGCAGAGUAAAUGGUGCCUCCGUGAGCUCACGGAGAUAAUGGAUUGCCACAGACAUCAUGGCAAAUCAGUCUUCCCUAUAUUCUAUAAGGUGGAUGUUGUUGAUGUGGGUCGCCAACGAGGUAAUUUUCAAGAGGCUCUGUGUAAACAUGAGAUGCAGUUCAGCACAAAAGAAGUGCUAGAAUGGCGGAAGCGCUGACUUCUGUAGCGAGGAUUAAAGGAUGGAUAUCAGAAACCGUUGCUAAUGGGCAUGAAGGAGAGCUAGUGAAUAUGGUGGUCGCAAAGGUCUCGAGUGAAUUGAAGACGACGUGGAUCGAACGACUCCCCAUGUUUCCUAUAUUGAUGUCUAAUGAUUACGCAAAAUCAGUCCAUCGUUGCCUUUUGGAGAAGAAAAGAAGAGAGAGUAAAUGGCAAGUGUUUUUGGCCUUUCGGGGCCCUGAUACUCGAUUUGGCUUUGCCGCUUACCUCUACAUCAGCCUUGUGACAGCAGGAAUCAGAGUUUUUAAUGAUAAUGAUCCGUACCUCAUAGGUAAAGAUGUUGCUCAUGAGAUUCGCAAUGCCAUUGAUCACUGCGAGAUAUCCAUUCCAAUUAUCUCUGAAAAUUAUGCCUCCUCUCCUUGGUGCCUUAACGAGCUAGCUCAAAUGGUUGAAUCCAAGAGAAUAAAGGGGCAAGAGAUAUUGCCCAUUUUCUAUAAAGUAAGCACCUCACAUGUGCGAAACUUAUCUCAUUUUUUUGGAGAGUGCAUGCUUCGACAUAAGAAAUUGGUUGACACAAAUACUUACGAGCGGUGGGAGCAAGCUCUUAGGGAGGUUGGGUCCUCCAAAGGAUGGGCGACAGAGAAAAUCGCCAAUGGGCAUGAAGGGCUACUUGUAAAACGAGUCGUUAAGGAGGUUUCAAGGUUGUUGAACAAUCCCCGAACACGUGAUCCCCCCAUCCCCAUCCCCAAACACAUCUCCCGUAUGUGAUUCCUAUUUUACAAGAGGGUUUUCCUCAGUGAUUAAAUGUGUCCUCGCUUAUUUUUCGUCAUUUGUAUUAAUUUUCUAAAGAUUGUUGAGAAUUCUU